CCUCACCUCCUGUGUCCUGUUCCCCUCUCCCUCUGCUGCAACAUUCUGCUCUGCUUUCUGUGCAAGAUUUGUAUCAUGAUGCGUGUGGACUGCAUCUGGGGGCACCUUUUGCUCCUUUCUUUGAGUUUGGGAUGGAUAAAGGCUCAGGAGACCAAUUACAGCAGGCCUGUGUUCCACUGCGGAGGAGAUCUGAUUGCAGAUUCAGGUUUUGUUGGCAGCGAGGGAUUCCCCAGCAACUACAAACCCAACACCAAAUGCACCUGGCGGAUCACUGUUCCCGAGGGAAAAGUGGUCACGCUUUCCUUCCGCAUCUUUGACCUGGAGGCUGACUCACAGUGUCGCUAUGACUAUCUUGAUAUUUACAAUGGCCAUUCAAACUUGGUGCAAAAACUGGGUCGCUUCUGUGGAACUUUCCGGCCUGGAGCUCAGAUAUCAACCACAAACACCAUGAUGCUGGAGAUGGUGGCUGACGGAGAGACCCAGACCAGAGGGUUUUUGGCCUAUUUCAGUGGAACAAAACCUUAUGCAAAUGAUGAGCAGUUUUGCGGGGGGAAGAUGACAAAAUCCCAGGGAGAGAUCAAGACGCCCAACUGGCCUGACAGGAAGUACCCACCAGGAACCAGCUGCUCCUGGCUCAUCACUGUGGAACCUGACAGGGUGAUCCAGGUGAAGUUUGACAAAUUUGUUCUGGAGCCUGACACCUACUGCCGGUUUGACUAUGUCGCCUUCUUUAACGGUGGAGAGAGAGAUAACUCGCGCCUGAUUGGAAAAUACUGUGGUGAUCAGAACCCUCAGCCUAUUAUCACCAGUGGCAACGAGCUGCUGGUCCAGUUCGUGUCUGACCUCAGUGUGACAUCCGACGGGUUUUUUGGUCACUAUAUCAGUAUCCCCCGCGGUUCUCAACCCUCAACUGACGCCUCAGGACCCAAUGCCUCCUCAGAACGCGCAGUUAAACCUGCUGAACCUAAACGGCCCGUUGUCACUGCGCGACCGACCGUCCCAACCACCACCACCCCCAAAUAUGUGCCACCUCCUCCAGCCAGACCAACAACAGGAGGCGUCACAGGCCCAAAUCGCAAGAGGCCCGCUCCUCCAAAUCCAGCAUGUGCCAGAGGCAAUAAAGGCAACAGAAACGUCAGGGCCAGUUUCUGCUCGAGUGAAUUUGUGAUAACUGGAAAGGUAACCUCCAUGGCCCCAGGCCCCCGAGGCAGUCUUUCCAUUAACAUCUCCCUCAUCAAGGCCUACAAAUCAGGACGCCUGACCAUUACACAGGUUGGAGAGACCAUGGCAGUGAAGCUGGUGUCACAGGACAGAAGGUGUCCCAUGAUUCGGCGAGGUGUCAAGUACAUCCUCAUGGGUCAGGUGGAUGAAGAUGGACGUGGCACUUUGGUACCUAGUGCAUUCACUUCUCCGUACAAAGCCGUGCACCACAAACUUUUGGAGAAGCUCAACAGCCAAGCGUGUUAAAUCCAAAACUGCUGCCCUGGCCUGAAAAUUAAAUCUACAAUCUCACUAAAAUGAAGACACUGCAAAGUGAAUCAUAGACAUAUAAGGACACAAUAUAACAAAACAGUUUGACUUUAUUUUAUAUAUGACUUUAAAUGUUAUAUUGUGAAACACACACUAAACUUUGUAUUUGUAAUGUAUGUACAUAUCUAAAAAAUAAAGGUUUUAUAUCACUUUUAAAA
Molecule: messenger RNA, 1688 nt
Organism: Fundulus heteroclitus (mummichog)
Lineage: Eukaryota; Metazoa; Chordata; Actinopteri; Cyprinodontiformes; Fundulidae
Gene: pcolcea
Product: procollagen C-endopeptidase enhancer a
Exons: 9
Coding region: 76-1467 (463 amino acids)
Molecular function (GO): protein binding
Source: RefSeq, a predicted model, not a curated record